Phyllopteryx taeniolatus (common seadragon) is the source of this 683-nucleotide messenger RNA. Lineage: Eukaryota; Metazoa; Chordata; Actinopteri; Syngnathiformes; Syngnathidae. The record is from the annotation of a RefSeq genome assembly.
AUGGCACUAAACUUUUUUGAUCAAUUUAUAAGUCCCGUAUUCCUAGGGCUUCCCCUGAUAGCCUUGGCCCUUACACUUCCUUGAAUUUUACUCCCAACCCCUUCAUCACGCUGAGUUAACAACCGCCUACUAACCCUUCAAGGCUGAUUUAUCAACCGGUUUACUCAACAACUGUUACUUCCUAUCAACACCCAAGGCCACAAGUGAGCCCUUAUAUUCUCAUCACUAAUAAUCUUCCUUUUAUCACUUAACAUGUUGGGGCUGCUUCCCUAUACCUUUACACCUACUACCCAACUCUCUUUAAAUAUGGGCUUAGCAGUACCUCUUUGAUUAGCAACCGUGAUCGUAGGCAUACGAAAUCAACCCACGCACUCGCUCGGCCACCUGCUCCCUGAAGGAACCCCCACCCUCCUCAUCCCUGUGCUUAUUGUCAUUGAAACCAUCAGCCUUUUCAUUCGCCCCUUAGCUUUAGGUGUUCGUCUUACUGCUAAUCUGACUGCCGGACAUUUGCUUAUUCAGCUUAUUGCCACAGCAGCCUUUGUCCUUCUCCCCCUAAUACCAGCAGUAGCCUUAAUAACAACAAUACUACUUUUACUCUUAACACUAUUAGAAGUCGCAGUGGCUAUAAUCCAAGCAUAUGUGUUCGUACUACUCCUAAGUCUCUACCUACAAGAAAACGUCUA